GUCCCGCGGCAGCGGCGGCGGCGGAGGCGGCGGCGGCGGCGGCUGCGGACUGGUCAGCUUGCCAGUCCCAGCAGGAGCGAGUCAGAGGUGCAGCCUGCGCCCGCCAUGGAGCAGCCCAGGAAGGCGGUGGUGGUAACGGGGUUUGGCCCUUUUGGGGAACACACCGUGAACGCCAGCUGGAUUGCAGUCCAGGAGCUGGAGAAGCUGGGGCUUGGUGACAGUGUGGACCUGCAUGUGUACGAGAUUCCUGUGGAGUACCAGACAGUCCAGAGACUCAUCCCCGCCCUGUGGGAAAAGCACAGUCCACAGCUGGUGGUGCAUGUGGGGGUGUCAGGCAUGGCUACUGCGGUCACGCUGGAGAAGUGCGGUCACAACAAGGGCUACAAGGGGCUGGACAACUGCCGAUUCUGCCCCGGCUCCCAGUGCUGUGUGGAGGAUGGGCCUGAAAGCAUUGACUCCAUCAUCGACAUGGACGCUGUAUGUAAGAGGGUUACCACACUGGGUCUGGAUGUGUCCGUGACCAUCUCACAGGAUGCCGGCAGGUACCUCUGUGACUUCACCUACUAUACCUCUCUGUACCAGAGUCACGGCCGCUCAGCCUUUGUUCACGUGCCCCCUCUGGGCAAGCCGUACAAUGCAGACCAGCUGGGCAGGGCACUUCGGGCCAUCAUCGAGGAGAUGCUGGACGUCCUGGAGCAGUCAGAAGGCAAAAUCAACUGUUGCCAAAACACUGAGUGCCACUCAGGCCUCCCGAGACCUCAUCCCGCCCGGGACUCUGAGAGAGACGUCCACCCUCCGGGGCCUGACCAGGAAGGACAAGUUCAUCAGCUGCGGAUCUGAUUUGGAUCAAAUAUGCCAACUCACUCACCUCCUCUCCCUUUUUCUCUGCAAAAGCGCUGGUUGAUCUGAAGGGGGCAGCUGAAGAUUUUUUUUUUUUUUUUUCUGUUUCUCUUUGCAUCUGGGGAUACAGCUGUGGCAGCCAGGAAGCCUCUAGGAGGCCCUGAAUCAUGCAGAGAACCCUAAUCAGGUGGCCGGAUCUCCACUCUUCGAUCCCGUGGCUGGGGCCACCUGCUUUUCUAAGUCUGUGGCAGAGGGAUUCCUGAGUUCCCUCUGUCUGUGACUGGUUUUUCCCAAAUUUAAAAGCCUCACAAAGAGUCUUUGCCUUGUUCCAUGUCCCAACAGCCUCGACAGCCCCAGCAAGGGCUGCCUUCGGAUAUGGUAUGGGUUUGUGCUUCUUUCUUAUUCUCUUUUUCAAAACAAUAGUGCUAGUUUGGGCACAGAGUAAUUUAUAUUACCUUUGGUUAAAACGCAGGCUUUAGCCAAACACA
This is a messenger RNA of Phacochoerus africanus (Common warthog), 1328 nucleotides long. RefSeq names its product pyroglutamyl-peptidase I (gene PGPEP1). Gene Ontology annotation, cellular component: cytosol. NCBI's taxonomy places the organism in Eukaryota, Metazoa, Chordata, Mammalia, Artiodactyla, Suidae. Gene Ontology annotation, molecular function: pyroglutamyl-peptidase activity. The transcript has 5 exons. The coding region runs from base 106 to 840 and encodes 244 amino acids. The record is from RefSeq and is a predicted model, not a curated record. Gene Ontology annotation, biological process: proteolysis.